CUCUCUCUCUACAACCUUCUCUCUCUAGACUCUCACUCCUCUCCCUCUCUCUCUCUCUACAACCUCUCCCAUGGAUUCCUCCUUCGCAACCAUCGCCGUUAGAGCCACCUCCUCCUCUUUCUCCUCUUCCUCCUCACCUUUCUUCUCCGUCUCCCCGAAUCUUGACGCCAGCCCUAAACCGCCAUAUCUUUUCAAGCUCCAAUCCCCUAAAUUCCGCAUCUUCAGAACCCUCAAAUGCGUUCAGAGUUUCAACACCCCGCCGCCGCCGCCGUCGUCGUUCUCGUGCUCGGCGGUGACCUUCUCUCCGUCGCAGACCGCCGAGCUGGCGCUUCAUAAGCUCCGCCGCCUCGCCGCGGAGUUCCGCGCCCUUCCGGAGCCGAUCGAGCGGGUCGAGCAGCUGCUGCACUCCGCCAGCCUCCUGCCGCCGCUCGCCGGAUCGGCCCGGGUCGACUCGAACCGAGUCAUGGGGUGUACGGCCCAGGUGUGGCUGGAGGCGAGCCUGGGCGGCGAUGGACGGAUGAGGUUCGCCACCGACAGCGACUCCGAGAUCACCAGGGGGUUCUGCUACUGCUUGGUCUCGGCGCUCGACGGGGCGUCGCCAGAGGAGGUUCUGGAGGUGAAGACCGAAGAUUUGGGGGAUCUGAACGUGGGGAUUCCUGGUGGUCAGAGGUCUAGAGUCAAUACUUGGCAUAACGUUUUGAUCAACAUGCAGAAAAAGACUCGAGCUUUGGUUGCUGAGAGAGAAGGGAAGGCUCCGAUUGAUCUGUUCCCUUCGCUGGUCGUCGCCGCCGAUGGGAUUUCCGCUAAAGGGAGCUACGCCGAAGCUCAGGCGAGGUUUUUAUUUCCUGAUGAGAUUAAGGUUCAAGCACUGGUCAACCUGUUAAAAGAGAAGAAAAUUGGGGUGGUUGCACAUUUCUACAUGGACCCUGAAGUUCAAGGCGUGCUAACUGCUGCACAGAAGCAGUGGCCUCACAUCCAUAUAUCUGAUUCGCUGGUAAUGGCAGAUUCGGCUGUGAAGAUGGCGAAGGCUGGAUGCAAAUUCAUCACGGUUUUGGGUGUCGACUUCAUGUCUGAAAAUGUUCGUGCAAUUCUCGAUCAGGCUGGUUUUCCGGAGGUUGGUGUGUACAGGAUGUCAAAUGAACGUAUUGGUUGUUCUUUGGCAGAUGCUGCUGCCACCCCUUCUUACAUGAGUUAUCUUGAAGCGGCUUCUAAUGCGCCUCCUUCGUUGCAUGUUGUCUAUAUAAAUACUGCACUAGAGACAAAAGCAUUUGCUCACGAGCUUGUGCCAACAAUAACCUGUACUUCUUCAAAUGUCGUGCAAACCAUAUUACAGGCUUUUGCACAAGUUCCAGAUUUACACGUAUGGUACGGGCCUGAUUCAUACAUGGGUGCAAAUAUUGUGGAAUUGUUCCAGCAGAUGACUAAGAUGGCUGAUGACGAAAUUGCUGAGAUACACCCAGAACACAAUAGGGACUCCAUAAAAUCAUUGCUACCUCGCCUGCAUUAUUACGAGGACGGAACGUGCAUAGUACAUCACCUGUUUGGACAUGAAGUUGUGGAGAAGAUAAAUGAAAUGUACUCGGACGCCUUCUUAACUGCUCAUUUUGAGGUCCCUGGGGAAAUGUUUUCUUUGGCAAUGGAAGCAAAGAGAAGAGGAAUGGGGGUAGUAGGUUCUACCCAAAACAUACUAGAUUUCAUAAAACAAAGGGUUCAAGCGGCUUUAGAUAGAAAUGUCAAGGACCACCUCCAAUUUGUGUUAGGAACAGAAUCAGGAAUGGUGACUUCAAUUGUUGCAGCAGUUCGUGGUCUGCUAAAUUCAUCUCAAAGUGGAGAUAAAGUUAAGGUAGAGAUUGUGUUUCCGGUUUCAUCAGACUCAAUGACGAAAACAUCAUCAAGUUCAUCCGCAGACCUCAAAUCGAUCAAAAUGGGUGAUGUCAUACUACCUGUGAUACCUGGAGUUGCUAGUGGGGAAGGAUGCUCUAUUCACGGUGGCUGCGCAUCUUGUCCAUACAUGAAGAUGAAUUCUCUCACUUCCCUCCUAAAAGUUUGCGACCAUCUUCCUGAUGAGACAAACAGCCUUAGCCCAUAUGAGGCUCAGCGAUUCAAAUUUCAAACCCCGAAUGGAAAAUUGGUCGCAGACGUUGGGUGUGAACCAAUCUUGCAUAUGAGACACUUUCAGGCCGCUAAAAAACUGCCAGAGAAGCUAGUUACUGACAUCCUCCAACCACACAGCAAUAGAAGAUAAUUGUUAUUGAGUUGAACUUUGAAGCAAACUUGCUCAGAAACGACACUGAUAAUGGCUUGCUAAUAUUUAGACAAGCCGUCAAGUCAAGCACACAUUCCAAAAUCUGAAAGAGGCCGUCUUCUAUGGCGGCUUUGGCUUCCCAGAGAUUUUGUUGUCGCAAGUUUUGUCGAAUAAAAGCCUUCUCAAGUUCUAUUUAAUUUCAUUAGUGAUUAUACCUGAAAGUCUUCAGAUAUAUAGUGAUGGAAUGAAACGAGAUAUCAAAAGAUCUUGUUCCAUCUGUAUAGAUAUCUAAUAUAUAGUGCAAGUCUUAUUGAAUGACUGAGGCGCCCAGUUGGGGCAAUACUAAUGACUGUAUUUGUUGAUUCUAUGCCGUACCAGAAUAAAAGGACGUUUUAUGGUGUAUCA
Messenger RNA from Morus notabilis, 2650 nucleotides. Its product is annotated as quinolinate synthase, chloroplastic. The record is from RefSeq and is a predicted model, not a curated record. The transcript has 7 exons. Gene Ontology annotation, cellular component: chloroplast. Gene Ontology annotation, biological process: 'de novo' NAD+ biosynthetic process from L-aspartate. Lineage: Eukaryota; Viridiplantae; Streptophyta; Magnoliopsida; Rosales; Moraceae. Gene Ontology annotation, molecular function: quinolinate synthetase A activity; 4 iron, 4 sulfur cluster binding. The coding region runs from base 71 to 2245 and encodes 724 amino acids.